Suillus paluster is the source of this 536-nucleotide messenger RNA. RefSeq lists its product as uncharacterized. The transcript has a single exon. The record is from RefSeq and is a predicted model, not a curated record. Bases 66 to 407 code for a protein of 113 amino acids. NCBI's taxonomy places the organism in Eukaryota, Fungi, Basidiomycota, Agaricomycetes, Boletales, Suillaceae.
UCAGGACUCAUUGACAUGAACCCAUUCUCAAACUUGCUCGCCAUCAUUCAGAGACCUCGCUACAUAUGCUAAAGCAACAUUAUGGAGAAUAUUAUUGCCCGACAGAGGCCUGUUGGGAAAUAAUACUCUUAAACAUGGCUGACCUUGUUCGAUGGUGGUUCCUUUUCGAUUCAGAACAGUCCAAUCUCGACGAUGCUCGUGACCCUACUGAGGUCACUCUCCUAGAGUUCCCGCACUAUACAUGCCGAAUUUCAGUAUUCAGCUCUGUAUCCCCGACGUUUCAUGCACCCAGUGGAAUCGGCGGGAUGAAGCAUGAACAUAUUCGCGCAUGUCCCUCCUGGAGAAAUGAAUACGCGUGCAAUGAUUGCGUGUUUGUCAUUACCGACCCAGAUGCUCAUGGGUUGUAGCUGCAUUCUUCUCUUUUCGACAGUACGGGGGACUUUUUCCGUGCGCGGUGGUCCGUUGGUUCAACCGGGUUGGCGACACACCUGAUCCUGACACUGGUAUGGGAAUGGUUGCGCCAGCUUUCACAGCGA